AUGGCAUGGAAGCCGCGUUACAGCAUGCUGAAGAACAUGCUGAGGUCGUCCGUGGUGACGUCGAGCGCGCGCAGGCACGGCAUCGCGCGGACGCACGCGACUCGAUACCUCCUGCGUGCCCCCUGGGACGAGCGGCAGGGCGGCCUGCCGUCGGAUGUGCCGGAAGCCGGAAGGGACGCCAUGCGGAAGAUGUUUGGCGCAGGCAGUGAGGCGCCUCCGACGCUCAUUUCUGCGCUCCGGAACGGCCGCACUGAAGUUCGAAGAGCCUUGCAGCUUUCUCAAACUGAUGCUAUUGAUCAGCUUGAUAGCUACGUGAGAGAUAUCCAAGUCCUCACUCGGACGGAGCUCAAUAGUCGUCGAGCGACUUUGCGCGCCCUGCCUGCCGAAGUCUUGGGUAUCAUAUUCGAAUACGCGCUCUCCGCAGAGGAGGUCGUAAACGCACCUAACGACACCGUCUGGCAAGGCUGCGUGCCUAUGAGCACCGCCUUGUUAAAAUUGCUACAAAUUUGCAAACACUGGCGCGACAUCCUUCAAAGCUUCGCCUUCCCGUGGACUGUGAUCGACGACCACGAAUCCGAACUGUUCAUCCAAAACUCGAAGCAGCUUCCCGUAUCAGUACACGUUGAACAUCAUCACUCCCAGCUCGUUCCCCGUCUUCCAGGUCUCGGCCCCCGCCUACGCGAACUCUUCUGGGGCCGGUUGUACUCCGAGGCGCGCAAGACAGAUGUGCUUACUUUCCCAGCGCCGCAACUCGAGCUACUAUACCUAAAUUGCUACAACGAACAUACGGCGCCCAUCAACCAGCCAUCGCCCAUGCUCUUCUCAGGACAUGCCCCAAGACUUCGCAGACUCCACCUUGCCGGCCACACUUGUCUGCCAGGCAAUCAAUUUACAGUCCUAACGCACCUGUGCUUGCAGAAUAUUUGCCCUGCCCUCAAAAUCACUGCGAUCGUCGGCCUGUUACAACGGUGUCCUCGAUUGGAGCAUCUCGCGUUCAUGGGACAUAUGCCCAUACACCCCGACGACCCUGCCCCGCAUCCGCUGCCUCCUGCGGACACUCCCCAGAUGCUCCCACACCUCCGCCGACUCUCCUUCGACAGUGUAUCCUCCCGCUUCAUCGCCAACAUCACCCACAUCAUCUACCCCCGCCGACCCGACUUCGCCAUCCAAGUGCUCGAGCUGCCGAUCAACCGUCUCAACACCGUCAUGUUCUGCCUGUGCGCGGUACCGUUCCUCGCUCCUAACCCGCUCACGUACCUCGCGUACGUCCGCCAGAGCUGGCACUCGAGCAUCGGCCUCAUCGGCUUCAGCGCGCGCGGCGCGCUCCGCAUCUUCUCCGCGCACGAGCACAUCGACAGCGACAACUUCAACCCAGACCGCGACACGUCGUGGGCGCUCGCGCAGCUCGACCGCCUCGUCCCCGCCGCCGUCGAGGAGUUCUCGUUCGACUUCCUGCGCAUCCGGCAGGCCCAGCCGCCCGUGCCCGUGGGUACGCGCGAGGUGUUCGCGCGCGUCCGCGCGAUGUCGUGCCUGCGCGCGCUCAACGUCGCCACGAACGACCUCAGCAUGUUCCUCGUCAUGCUGUACGGCGGCUUCUUUGCCCCGUUGCUCGUGGGCGGGGUGCGGUGGCACCUCGAGGUGCUGCGCAUAUUCGUAGGGGACAACGUUCCUGGGCAGGGGCUGGUGGUGUGGAAUCCGUUCAAUAUCGUGGAUUUGGGUGCCGCGCAGGCGCUCGCGAUCGACAGCGUGGUCAUCCACUGUGAUUUGGACCCUGGGUUGUUCACGGUCACCUUGGACACGCUGAGGGCGAUGGUUCCGUCUGUAGCGUUUGGGCGCACGGCGGAUUUGGGGGACGCCGCCAGGACGCAGGUUCCCGAGGGCUUUGCGAGCGGCAUGGAUCCGGUCGCCCACUCUGCCUGGGAAGGUUCACGGUGGUACAAACCCAUCGACUUUAACUAG
This is a messenger RNA of Trametes versicolor FP-101664 SS1, 1959 nucleotides long. RefSeq lists its product as uncharacterized. Lineage: Eukaryota; Fungi; Basidiomycota; Agaricomycetes; Polyporales; Polyporaceae. The coding region runs from base 1 to 1959 and encodes 652 amino acids. The transcript is spliced from 4 exons. The record is from RefSeq and is a predicted model, not a curated record.